Daldinia decipiens is the source of this 2620-nucleotide messenger RNA. RefSeq names its product S-adenosyl-L-methionine-dependent methyltransferase. NCBI's taxonomy places the organism in Eukaryota, Fungi, Ascomycota, Sordariomycetes, Xylariales, Hypoxylaceae. The record is from RefSeq and is a predicted model, not a curated record. Gene Ontology annotation, molecular function: methyltransferase activity. Bases 111 to 2372 code for a protein of 753 amino acids. The transcript has a single exon. Gene Ontology annotation, cellular component: nucleus.
CUAUCCCCAUUUUCUAGUCUAUUAAGCUUGACACUACACUACCAAGUACUCACUAGAUUUAGACGAACCAAGCUACUGACAUCAUGAUCAUAGUUGACACCUAAACAACCAUGAGUCCAGAUAUUGAUUCACUGCACGGCUCUGUGGGAUGCCGCCGGCUUAGGCCGCGGGGAGAGUCCGAGGAAGAGCGCCCACGAGACAGCAUUCAAGCUGAUAUUGAACGUCGCUUUCGAGAAAUGCCGUCACAUAUUGGUCGCAGUACUGUUAACAGUAGCGGAGCUGACCAAACCGAAGAGGACGAGGACUUAGCAGAGGAUAUUGCUCAGGUGAUCGAGGUAAUUGAUCUAACUGUGUCUGGGCCUGUAGCCGCAUCAAGAGCGCCACGAAGGCCUCGGGAGAAACCCGUAAAGCGCAACCCAACAAUAGAUCCAGGUCAGCGGCUAGAGAGUCAUGACUACGAGAACCAAGUACUAAAACGCGGUGUUCUUGUUGAGAUGGAAGCAGUUUCAGCGCUACGACAAGCAUCAUUCCUGCUUAUCCAGGAUAUUAUCCUUACUGGGAAUGGCAUCGUCCUCCGAGGGCUCCCUCUAACGCGCGCGAGAAACUUAAGGGGGCAACUACCCCGACUCCGGAAUGAACUUAUAUUUAUGCUUGAGAUCGACCAAGACGACCACCGACCUGAUGAGGAACAAGCGGCGAUUGAAAUACCUUUGACCAAGGUUAAAGGGGUUCGGAACUUUCUCAUCACCAACAAGGACUUUCCCGAACACAGGUUUCCUAACGGAAUCUAUAAGGAUACUCAUGAGAUAGAAGAGAAAGGGGUCCUCAUAUGCCGUUGGAAGUGCAGAAACAUCUGGAGCGAUGCUAUGAAGCGGUGUAAUAGCAAGCCUCCUAUCGAAUUCGAGGUAUCGCGUAUAACCUACGAGGAGGUGCCAAAGGAAAGAUACCGCACCCCUAGUCCCUGCUUGACAAAUAAGUGGCGCGGUGGGAUAGUUCGCGGUGGUUCGUUCGUCCCGGGCCAGACAAACGACUCGCGGAUGAUGGUAGAUGUUGAUGACCCUGAGGACCAAUCUGGUGAAUUUCCCGAUGAGUGGAUUCCGAGGAAGCCAGGGCAGCAAUAUACCUUUGGCGACAUGUUCUGUGGAGCCGGAGGGACAUCAUGCGGCGCCAGGACUGCUGGCUUUCGUAUCACGGUGGCUUGUGAUUAUGCAAAAGGGGCCUGCAAUACUUACCGUGAAGAGUUUAGAGAAGCAGAAUUACACGAAGACGAUAUGUAUAACUUCAUCAUGUCAAAGCAAGCUUCCACUAACCACAUUGAUGUGCUUCACCUAUCACCGCCGUGUCAGUAUUGGUCGCCGGCCCACACUACUCCCGGUGCAGGCGACGAGGCGAAUAUCGCAAUCCUGUUUGCCUGUCAUGAACUGGUCAAGGUCUUCCGCCCACGAAUUUUUACAGUGGAACAAACUUAUGGCAUCCUGCACUCGAGAUUUGAGUAUUAUUUCAAUGCUCUGAUCCACGGGUUCACUCGGUACGGUUAUUCUGUACGAUGGAGAGUAGCCAACCUCCUUCAAUGGGGAGCGGCUUCGCAGCGACAGCGGCUAAUCAUAUUCGGCUCCUGUCCAGGUGAAGCACUACCGCCAUUUCCGCCAGCUACGCACUCCAAAUAUCCGAAUCCUGACCAGGGGACCAAGCCUUACAAGACAGUCAGGCAAAUUCUGAAUAAGAUUCCCCGAGAUGCCUUACUACAUGACCCUCUUCAUAGCACCCGUAAGCUUAAAGAGCUAAGAAAUAAACGGUGGAACCCUGACGUACCGCUUGCCCGUACUAUUACCUGCGGUGGUGGCGUAGGAAAUUAUCACUACAGUGGGAAGCGUGACUUCACACUUCGAGAAUACGCAGUACUACAAGGGUUUCCGGUGGACUACAACUUCCAGCAACCAGAACAGAAGCGCCAAAUCGGUAAUGCUUUCCCACCCCUUGUAGUCCGAACGCUUUACAAGCAUCUCCGCAGGUGGCUAGACCAGCAGGAUCGAGUGUAUGCCGAUGGUGAACUCUCGGAGUCUGAGGACAGCGAUAGUGGCAACGAUGAUGAUAUGCGAGGACAGGUAGAAGAACCUGAUUAUGAUAGCGAGGUCGAAUAUCUCGGAGGGCUAGCAAUCGACCGAAACGAUAGCGUACAAUAUCUAGGGGGAAGGUAUUUACAUCAGCAAGGUAGCGAGCCACUUACUAUUGACGACUCGGGGCCAGAUGACUCGGAGCCAGAUGCCAUGGCCAUAGAUGCCAUGAGCGAAGAUGUUCACAGUCCUGACAUUUGCAUCGAUGCAGUUCAAGCGGUAGGAAAUGAUCCUUUUCAUCCAAUCCAGAUUAAGUGAAAGGAAUGGACACUAGUCAUACCAUUUACGCAAGGGCAUUGAGAUUUACAGCAUGGCUUUGGAGGAGUUUCGUCGAGUUUGCAGCUAGACUUAGAGGAUAUGAGCACGGGUUCUAGCACUGCUAUGUACUGAGCCCCCGAACGCGAGUCGCGUUAUUGUGCUCUCUAUGUAAGAGGAUAGACUAGGCAUCGACCAAUGCAGUUUAGACAGACGAGAUAGAUCAGAUCACAUUUGCUACCAAGUUUAUG